AUGGAGGUGUACGUAGAGCCGGAGCUCGAGGCGGGCCUGGCGCAGCAGCUCGACGCGCUGCACGCGGCGCAGACAGCGCCGUUCCUUGAGCUGGUGUCAGACUAUGCGGCCUGCCUGCAGCACAACAGGGAGCUUGAGGUCCGCGUGGCGCAGCUGGACAAGGAGGUGGCCGAGCUGCGGGAUGAGGUGGGGGCCCGCCACGCGUUUGCUGUCUCGGGUGGUGGCGCGAUGAUUUAG
This is a messenger RNA of Monoraphidium neglectum, 237 nucleotides long. RefSeq lists its product as hypothetical. The transcript is spliced from 2 exons. The record is from RefSeq and is a predicted model, not a curated record. Lineage: Eukaryota; Viridiplantae; Chlorophyta; Chlorophyceae; Sphaeropleales; Selenastraceae. The coding region runs from base 1 to 237 and encodes 78 amino acids.